Oncorhynchus mykiss (rainbow trout) is the source of this 3895-nucleotide messenger RNA. RefSeq names its product E2F transcription factor 2 (gene e2f2). Lineage: Eukaryota; Metazoa; Chordata; Actinopteri; Salmoniformes; Salmonidae. Gene Ontology annotation, biological process: regulation of transcription by RNA polymerase II. The record is from RefSeq and is a predicted model, not a curated record. Gene Ontology annotation, cellular component: RNA polymerase II transcription regulator complex. Gene Ontology annotation, molecular function: DNA-binding transcription factor activity, RNA polymerase II-specific; RNA polymerase II cis-regulatory region sequence-specific DNA binding; protein dimerization activity.
GCUGUUCUUCCGAACUCCAAUUCCCUUGUAUCAAGAGCUAAGCUUUUUAGCUGGACAGAGAACCCGACUGUGGCAGUGUCUUCUCUACGGAAAAUCUGAAGAAUACUCCUAAACUUUGUAUUUCUGAAGGAUUCUGCUUCUCAAGACGUAAACGUCAAAGUUUGCCCAUUCUGGACUUUCAAAUAUACUUGUUGUUUAUUUAUUUAGCUAUUAAAUCAUUAGCUAGCUAGGCAAAGUCUACGUUUUCUCUCAACUGGACACAUCAAGGAUAAUAUCGGUUGCAAUGCAAGUCGUUUAAUUUCAGAAAAUACUCAAGCAAAGGAUAUCUCUGGUGAUUAUCUAUUUCACUUAUGCAUUUUGCACAUCAUUAACUAAAUAGUAUUUUUAUGAAAUUCUUCGGACAUUUGUCAAACUAGCAACGAAUUGUGAGACAUCGCUUCCACGUCGUAUCGGAAACUCCAACUCCUUUCAUUCACUGUUGUGAAUACAGUUUUCUGGAAUAUUUGAGUUUUGCUAGUAGCUAAACGUAUUUUAAUUUGAACACAGUCGUUAUUUAAAUUUACUAAAAUGAUGCGGCUGCCCAAAGGCGUUUCUCCUGCGUCUGGCCGAGGUGCUGUAGGAGGAGGACUGUCGUGUUCACAGAAUAAAGUUUUGUCUGGAGUGAAGACAGAAUUCUUCAGCACCGGGUUAUGCAGUUCACCGAUGAACUCGGUACCGGCAGGAUACUUCACCCAAAUCUGCAACACGACAGCGGCCGAACAAAGGGUGAACUGCCUCUAUGCAACUCCCCAUGGACCUGAAGCUAAACCCAUCAGAUCAUCCUCCGGCAGACUCCCGGCCAAGAGGAAGCUGGACCUGGAGGACCCUCUCUACCUCCCAGACUUCAGGACCCCCAAAGGAAAGGGGGUUGUGGCCACAGCCAGAAUCCCUAGUCCCAAAACGCCCAAGUCCCCCGGUGAGCGGACGCGCUACGACACCUCCCUGGGUCUGCUGACCAAGAAGUUUGUUGGCCUGCUGAGCGAGUCACCUGACGGCGUGCUGGACCUCAACUGGGCCACCGAGGUCCUCGAGGUGCAGAAGAGACGCAUCUAUGACAUCACCAACGUGCUGGAGGGCGUGCAGCUGAUCCGCAAGAAGUCCAAGAACAACAUCCAGUGGAUGGUGGGUGGCGUGUUCGAGGGCUCGGCCAGCAGCAGGGAGAAGUCUCGCGCCCUGAGGAAGGAGCUGGGAGAGCUGGAGAGGGCCGAGAAGGCCCUUGAAGACCUGAUCACGUCCAGCAGCACCCAGCUCAAGGAGUUGACCGAACACGGGGACAACCAGGGACAACUAGGUUACGUCACCUACCAGGACAUCAGGUCUAUAGCCAGCCUGCAGGACCAGACGGUCAUCGCCGUCAAGGCCCCGUCAGAAACCAAGCUGGAAGUGCCGGAGUCCUCGGAGGGCUCCCAACAGAUCUACCUGAAAAGUAAGAACGGGCCCAUUGAGGUGUACCUCUGUCCCGAGGAGGGCCUGGAGGAUGCCAGCCCCGUCAAGAACACCACCACCCCCAGGAAAGACGACCCUCAUCACCCCCUGGGUCACAUUGCCACCCCCUCCCUCGCCAUGGCACCACCACCGUACACCACUAUCAAACAGGAGCCCCAAUACACUGACGUCAAGCAGGAGCCCAUGGAAGCUGAACUCUCCAGACCUGCACCAGUAUCCCUCCCCAACACCACCAACCCCACCACCCUCCUGGACGUAGAGGGCCUCCUGGGCCUGCCCCCCAGCUUGCUCCAGAUGACCGAGGACCAGCUCCCGGGCCCCGGGUUCACCCCCGAUCCCAACGCCCCCUUCGUCAGCUUCUCGCCGCACCUCGACCACGACGACUACCUCUGGGGGCUGGAGGAUGGCGAGGGCGUGUCUGACUUCUUCGACACCUACGACCUAGGAGACUUGCUCCAGAGCUGAGGGAGGGAGAGGGCGGAUGGGAUUAUAGCCUAGUUACGACCACGUUGCUUGACCUUAAGCAACUCUGAGCCCUAGUUAUAAUAGCUAGGGCUCAGAAUAUAUGUAAUAUAAGGCUAUAACUGGUCAAGGGGAAAACUCCUGUCCCUAUUCAUGAAGGAGUAGUGUCCUCUGUAGAGGUAUGGGGUGAAGGGGAAAUGUUACACUAUGAAGCCAACAACCUUUGCUUUAGCCAUGUCUGUUCCGCGUUAAUGAUUUGUCUAAAACGGGCCCCUUGUGUCUGUUCAUUUGUAUAUACAUGUGUAUAGUUUUUGAGUUUGGAUUUAGGUUAGUGCCUGGAUUGAUAGUGGUGUGUGUGUUUUGUGUGCGCUGUGUGUGUCCAGCUUAUGAAGCUCUCAGCGUUGUGGUUUGUGUGUUUGUAUAGUGGACAGUUUGUUGUCCAUCUCGUUUCUAUUCUGUGUGCUGUGAAAAAUGCUAUUUUUUUUUUUAUGCAUAUCUGAUGACCAGCAAAAAAAAUCGACUCGGGCAUUUUGGGUUGGGGGUGUUGUUAAUAACUCUCAGGAUUUCUUUAUGACUUCAAAAGUCUAAAUGUUUAUACUGCGCAUCUUUGGCCAUUAGGGGGCAGCAUUGUAUUAUGUCAGCUGUAACUUGCCAGCUUUAGAAGGUUGAAUCACUCACUGUAUGUUUUAAAAACCGAAGUGAAACGGGGAGGUACUACUGAACGUCGCCAAUAAAGAACAUAGAUUUCAUUUGUCCGCUGCAAAACCUAUUCAAAUAUUUUGCCCCACUGAUCACGACCCAGGUACCAAACAUGGAGUCUGUGGCGCUAACUUAACGUGACGGUUCAACGAGGUGUUAGGAAGUAUGGUUAGAGUGUAGUUGUUCCGGUAUUCCCAAGACAUCUGUUUUACAUUGGGGGACCAGACCUGGUCACCACAUCGAGCCUCAAGCUUUAUGGAAGGUCAGGGUGGUGAAGUAUUCUGGGGGGGCGUAGUCAAGUGUCUUUUUUUUGGUGACCUGAUAUUAUCGAUCGACAUAGUGAUCCCUAGUCUAUAUGUGACUGGCUAGAGUAUCACGCUUUGCUCUUGUGAAUCGGCAGCUAGGUUUCACAUCGGGAAGCUUCUCUAUUAAGAUGCAUUUGAUAGUGUUUCUGAAGUAUCUAGAAUUCGUAGUAAUAAAUGACCUUAUAUUUCCAAGGAAAUAAUCUAGUGAGGAUGAUAAUACGCCACAACAUCUGGGUGUUUUUGACUUAGGCAGUAAUUAAAAUGAACUAGAGGGCAAUUUUAAUUUCCCACUUCUUUUGAAACUAGAUGAAGUCUUUGAUUUAAAUGGUGGUUUGUGUGUUGUUGAAACGCUCGCCAUGCACCCAUAAUAGGAAACAAAGAGCACUUUGUCUUUUCCUGUUUUUAUAUAGAUAUUUUUUUUAAAUGAAGGCUCGGCCCCACGUGUGUGGUACUUUAAACCUGGGAGACUGAGCCGAAAUUACACGCCAAGGUCAAAUUUCUCCCUCGUGUCUUUUAGACUGGGCUGUGUUCGCACCGAACUGAACAAAACACAUCUCAAGAUGUUUUUUGAGCAUGAAUUCCGUGUGGUGCAUUUUCUGCCUCUUCCCCAAUGCGGGUUAAGUCAAUUGUCCUGUCCUAACAAACUUGAAUAUUUUGUGUGCGUGUGGUUUGUUUGUGUGUGUGUGUGGAAGGUUGGGAAAUGGGUGUUUUUAAAAAAAGUUGUAGAUUUGUAGACAAUUUAAAAAAAAAUGUGUUUAUGUUUUAUUGUGCAUCAUUUUUUUUGUAACUGUACAGAAUUGAAUUUGUAUUUAUAAUUCCUGAAAUCAUUUGUUUUUAAUACUGACCAUUGUAAAAGAGCAAACGUCUCUGUUUGACAUGCGGCACUUAAUAUUUUGUAUUAUUGUGGUUGGUUUGAAAAAUAGUAAAGUAUUAAAGCCAUGGUG